AUGGCAGCACGCAAAGUGUAUCGCACCUUACGCAGGUCUAUCGGAUUCGAACCCCUCGCAAAUCAGCCCACUCGCGCUUUCCUCCAUGCCAAAGAGACAAGCGCACGAAGCAUCCUUCACCACACUAUGGCCCUCUGCCUCAGCUACUGCUUGACGGCGGAGAAGGGUGAGGUUUGGUACCUGGGUGCUUCACCCCAUUUGUUGACGACUGUUGCUUGCACCAUGAUGGAGUUACGAUCUUCCGCUCGGUUGCUCAAACUCGGCAUCUCGGGAGGGCCGAUGACGCGAACGUGUCAAUCGUGGUCAGCACACACUUCCUUCCUCGAAGUCUUUCUUGACAUCCAAGGUUACGAUGACGACGCAUACAAGGAACUUUACUCGGCUUGGAACUGUUUGAUAUGCUGCGAGGUAUGCAGCAAAUUGAAGGCAGCAUCCGCAGUGUCCCAAGGCCGUAGCACGUCGCAUGAUUGA
Molecule: messenger RNA, 471 nt
Organism: Macroventuria anomochaeta
Lineage: Eukaryota; Fungi; Ascomycota; Dothideomycetes; Pleosporales; Didymellaceae
Exons: 4
Coding region: 1-471 (156 amino acids)
Source: RefSeq, a predicted model, not a curated record